This is a messenger RNA of Pocillopora verrucosa, 1252 nucleotides long. Its product is annotated as protein crumbs homolog 1-like. Lineage: Eukaryota; Metazoa; Cnidaria; Anthozoa; Scleractinia; Pocilloporidae. The record is from RefSeq and is a predicted model, not a curated record.
UUUUGCUUCUGUGCCAGAAGGUUAAAAAUCCGAAAUCUUCAUUUUACCCCUCAUUUGUGUCUCGCAGUCCUUCCCCAGCACUUUCAGAGCCGAACCUUCAUUCUGUGGGAUCCUACUAAGUAUGAAGACUUUUGUGAGUGUUUGUGUCCUUUUGUGCUUAGUUCCAGAAUUCCAUGCAGCCCCAAAGCUGACCUGUAUACGAUCUCUAAAGUGCCCCGUUACGCAUCAGGGAUGUUACGUGGUCGACGGGCUCUGCCGCUGUGAUCAGGCGUUGUGUUGUAACAAUCCCUUUAAUUACUCAACACUGGAAAGCUGUUUGGCAGAUAAUGCGCUUCAGUUAGAGGAUCCAUGUAAAGAUGAUCCAUGUAAGAACAAUGGGUAUUGUGUCCAACUGAUGGGUCAGUCUUCCUACCGCUGUGAUUGCUACGGUACAGGAUAUUUUGGACCUCACUGCCAUAAAAAGUGCCCAAAAGAUGCAAGAAAGGAAAUACACAGUUUAAAAGGACAAACGGAAGAGCACGCUCGUAGUAGGAAGCGUUACCUUAUGGCAUGCCUUUAACUUACAUAUUCUUAUGACAGAGUAACCAUGGCUGAUAGUAAAAUGAAAGUUGUCAAAAGAAUUUUGUUAGUAGAUGUCAAUAUGGACAGUAAACGCCAUACAUAAGAAAAGAUAACCAAGUUAUAAACUGGAUCUAUUCUUCGUCAUUUUUUUACCUAUGCUCUGCAAUGUCCAGAGUUGACAAUCGAGAUGCAUCGAUCGUGGCAUCUGAGAUAGCGCAUAAAGAAAAUUACUUUUUAUAUCAUGUAGUUUAAAGUACAUUAAGGACUUUUUCUAUAUAAAUUAGAGAACAAUUCUGUUGUGAUCUGAUCAAACUUGAGCUUUAAAAUAUUGAAGAGAAGUUUGGUUUUGAAAAAAAAAAAGGACUUACUUGAGCAAUAGAAUAGUUAGGGAAAUGAUGAUAGUAAAGUUGAAAAAUGACUGCUAUCCACGUCUUUACACUUCAGGCAGGUGAAACAGAUGUUAAAUUCACAUCAGCUAGUAAUUAUCACUGUUAGGGUCUCUCCGCACAAGCGAAAAACUUGUUUAUUUAGAAAUUUUUUUUUGUCAUCACCAACAUUUUACAAGUGCGGAUGGUUUGUCGCGACUUGACAAAAUUUGGGCGAGGUUGACAAAUCCUCAGACGGACCGCCGACAAAAUUUGUCCCCGGUAAAAACUAGAAAAAUCGACUGAAUAAACAAAACCGUGAUAAA